UUUAAGCCCAAUUAAAAUUCCCCCGCAGAUACGCAGACAGAACACGCGUGUUGAAUUCGAUCGUGGCGGAAGGUCCACACCGCACCACACUCAGUUGACUUGACUGACCGAAUCGCAUCGCUCUCACUCAACACUACUAAACCUAAUAGCUUUUGAAUGAUCGUAAUUUUGAUCUCCGAUCGAGAUUGAGAUCGAGAUUUUAGCCUCGAAUUGAAUCGAAUGGCGAAAUGGAGCUGCGAUUAUCGAUACUUACUCAUCGUCGCCGCUCUCGCCUUCUUUUACAUCCAGAUGCGUCUUUUUGCCACACAAUCUCAUUAUGCAGAGCAAAUUGCUGCAGCGCACUUGUUAUUGAACAGGUUGAAGCUGAAAGCCACUGUGCAAGCCAGACGAGGUUACUGAUUGAUCAGAUAAGUGCGCAAAAAGGAGAAAUUGUCUUCCUACAAGAACAAAAGAAACAUCAAGACGAGAAGUGCAGACAGUUGAGUGCUCUUGUGCAGCAUUUAGAGAGUAAAGGGGUCAAGCAGAUGAUAAGUAAAGUGCAGGUUCCAGUUGCAGCAGUUGUGGUUAUGGCAUGUAAUCGCGCUGAUUAUUUGGAGAGGACUAUAAAAUCUAUUCUGAAAUACCAAGAGCCUGUUGCAUCAAAGUAUCCUCUUUUUGUAUCCCAGGAUGGAACCAAUUCUGACGUUAAAAAUCUGGCUUUAAGUUAUCACCAGUUGACCUAUAUGCAGCACCUGGAUUUUGAACGUGUGCGUACUGAGCGUCCUGGAGAAAUAAUAGCAUACUACAAGAUUGCACGUCAUUACAAGUGGGCAUUGGAUAAAUUGUUUAUUGAGCACAAUUUUAGCCGGGUUAUUAUACUUGAAGAUGAUAUGGAAAUUGCUCCGGAUUUUUUCGAUUAUUUUGAAGCUGGAGCAGCACUCCUUGAUAGUGAUAAAUCCCUCUUAGCUAUAUCCUCAUGGAAUGACAAUGGACAAAAGCAGUUUGUGCAUGACCCUUAUACACUUUACCGCUCAGAUUUUUUUCCUGGUCUUGGAUGGAUGCUUACAAAAUCAACAUGGGAUGAACUAUCUCCGAAGUGGCCAAAGGCUUAUUGGGAUGAUUGGUUGAGACUGAAAGAGAAUCAUAAAGGACGGCAAUUUAUUCGCCCAGAAGUGUGCAGAACAUACAACUUCGGUGAGCAUGGUUCAAGCUUGGGUCAGUUUUUCAAUAGAUAUCUUAGGCCCAUCAAGCUGAAUGAUGUCCAGGUUGAUUGGAAGUCGAUGAAUUUGAGCUACCUUAUUGAGGACAACUACGUCCAGCACUUUGGUGACCUGGUAAAAAGUGCAAAGCCUGUCAGGGGAGCUGAUCCUGUUCUUGAAGCGUAUAACAUAGAUGGUGAUGUGAGGAUUCAGUACCGAGACCAAGAAGAUUUUGAACGCAUAGCAGCUAAGUUUGGCAUUUUUGAAGAAUGGAAGGAUGGCAUACCAAGGGCAGCAUAUAAAGGGAUCGUAACUUUUCGGUACCAAACCCCACGACGAGUAUUUCUAGUUGCUCCUAGUUCCCUUCAACAACUCGGGGUCGAAAAUGAUUUAUAGUAAUGGGGAAUAUCCAGUGAUUGAAGGUGCUUUGUAAUCUGAUGGAGCCAAAGGUUUGUUUUGCCAUUCUCUUCUUUUACGGCUUCAAGCAACAAUAGUUCCCAAUUCAGACCAGGAGUGCAAGCAUAACUGUUGUGAACAUAUGGGUGAAUCUGACAGUGAUGAUUAUGAUAGUUGUUCUAGAAUCAUCCUAGGAAACACGGGAUUGUUCGGGGCAGAUCCUCGGAUGGUAUGUGUCAAAAUGAGUUUUUUAUAAUGAACAUAAUAGCAAGUAGAGGUAUACAGUUUUGUCCCUUGAUGAGGUCAGUUUAUAAGGAACAUGUAAACUAUACAUUUUCUUAGCAUUUGACAACAGUAAGUGUAUUAAUUUAUAUUGUAACUUUCUGAUGGUAGUAAAGUGAAAAACACAGAACCUUGUCUCGCAGGAAGUUAUACUUCAUUUUUUAAUUAUUUCA
Messenger RNA from Daucus carota subsp. sativus, 2029 nucleotides. RefSeq names its product alpha-1,3-mannosyl-glycoprotein 2-beta-N-acetylglucosaminyltransferase. NCBI's taxonomy places the organism in Eukaryota, Viridiplantae, Streptophyta, Magnoliopsida, Apiales, Apiaceae. Gene Ontology annotation, molecular function: alpha-1,3-mannosylglycoprotein 2-beta-N-acetylglucosaminyltransferase activity. The record is from RefSeq and is a predicted model, not a curated record. Gene Ontology annotation, cellular component: Golgi apparatus. The transcript has 19 exons. The coding region runs from base 228 to 1574 and encodes 448 amino acids.